AGGCAUGCUUUGUUUUUUUCUUUAAACACAAAUGAAAAAAAUGAGUAUUACCCGGGCAAUUUAGCACCCACCAAAACAUCCACUUAAUUGCCUAGGGUUUCCAAUAAUUAUCCGUGCAACAUUCACAGGUAUUCAUCAUUCAGUGUAAGUUUUUGCAGAUUUUGAAAUGGUAAGGACUGUGAAGAAUCACCAUGAAGAGGACGAAGAAGACGAUGAGGAGUUUUCGUCUAGAACUCCCGAUGGCUCUUCUUCUCAAAAGGGGAAAUUGGAAGUGAAGAGCAAUGAUGGGAAGGUAAGUUCUCAUCGUUCCAAGCAUUCUGAGACAGAACAGCGGAGGAGGAUCAAGAUUAAUGAGAGAUUUCAGACUCUAAGAGAUCUCAUACCACAAAAUGAUCAGAAGAGAGACCGGGCUUCAUUUAUGUUAGAGGUUAUACAAUAUAUCAAGUUUUUGCAAGAGAAAUUACAAAUGUAUGAGGGAACCAACCAAGGAUGGAGUGCAGAGCCCUCAAAGUUGCUGCCAUGGGGAAGCACUCCUGGGCCCGUGGAAGGCUCUGUUGAACAUUCCCAAAUAAUCAGAAACGGCUCUACUCAUGAGGAUGAUAUUGUCAAUAACCCAACGUUGCUUCCAACUACACAGAGCUCUGUAGAACCGAACUUGACUGCCGCUGCUUUAUAUAGAGCUACACACAAUUCCCAUAUGUUAGUAGAUGAAGCAAUUGCAUUUAACAUGCCAUUGCAACCUAAAUUAUUUGAAAAUGCAUCUGUUCAACCAUCUCCUGAUGCUGAGCAUUGCCCUUCCCAGCCACAAUCAUUUGGUUGGCCAGGGAAACAAGAUACAAUUGAGUCGGAUGUUCUGAGCUAUGGCAGAAAUGAUCAGGAAGAAGUGAAAUUCAAUGCUGAAGAAAUUGCGAGCUCACAUGCGUAUACUCAAAGGUUGCUUAAUAUCAUAAACCAGACACUAGCAUCGGUGGGAGUGGAUCCGACACUGGCCGAUGUUAGAGUGCAGCUUGAUAUUAGCAAAAAACCAAUCAGUGGAGCCACAGCUACAACAUUAAGCAGUGGAGAGAACUAUGAUCAUGCUCGUAAAAGGCUUAGGACAGAAGGUAGUAUGUGAUUGUCAAUCUAGCAUGGCUCCGCACCUCAUUUUUCUGCAUCUUGUCAUCGUUUCGAUGGGGAUAUACUUGAAGUGGUUGGUCUCAGUGGAUGAGGUGGUUCAUAAAUAGCUAAUGGUUCUCCAGUUAGGUUUCCAUUUAAAUAUGAGAAGCUGCAUUUUCAUUCUUAAGGGUAUUUAAUUUCGAAUUUAGAUCCUAGUUCAGUUUCUUUUCAUGUUGGUAAGUCGACUUUGGAAAUUCUGUCAGUGUGUGUGUUCUUUGGUAAAGUUUUUCAUACUUGGUGGCAGAACUGCCGGAUGUGGUUAUGCCCAUCUAUCAAAUGUCAGCAUGAAGAAUUAUAUGUA
Solanum dulcamara is the source of this 1456-nucleotide messenger RNA. Its product is annotated as transcription factor BIM2-like. Gene Ontology annotation, molecular function: protein dimerization activity; DNA-binding transcription factor activity. The transcript is spliced from 7 exons. The coding region runs from base 167 to 1114 and encodes 315 amino acids. Gene Ontology annotation, biological process: DNA-templated transcription. The record is from RefSeq and is a predicted model, not a curated record. Lineage: Eukaryota; Viridiplantae; Streptophyta; Magnoliopsida; Solanales; Solanaceae.